Messenger RNA from Pochonia chlamydosporia 170, 663 nucleotides. RefSeq lists its product as hypothetical. Bases 1 to 663 code for a protein of 220 amino acids. Lineage: Eukaryota; Fungi; Ascomycota; Sordariomycetes; Hypocreales; Clavicipitaceae. The record is from RefSeq and is a predicted model, not a curated record. The transcript is spliced from 3 exons.
AUGAUUGAGCGUGCUCACAUAAUUCGGGCCCCGUACGAAAAGAGAAUGAAGGACAAAGUCUGGAUCACAUGCAUGCUUGUUCUUAUCACCGGCUUUGGUGCAAUUUCAGUUACUGCCUUUGUAUGGCCAAAUUCAGAGGUAUCUCCUGAGGACAGGAAAUGCAGGAUCGGCCAACUUCUCAAAGUCACCGUCCCUUUGCUCACAUAUGACAUUAUUAUCAAUGUCAGCCUCACAACACUCUUUGUCCACCUUCUUCACCCAUUUUUAGCCCCCAAAGGGAACAGAGUCUCGCUAGGACACUCCUUAUCUUCACCAAAUCAAGACCGUGUAAUAGGAAGGCUACGGAGGCUAGUUAUGAAAACGAUCAUCGGAGCAAUUCUCAUUAUGGUUCCCACAUUGGCAAAUCUGAGCGUUACAUGGACAGUUACGGUGGUUCAUUGGUUAACUGCUAACAGCCAAGACGUCGACGAUGAUCUACGCAGCUACUAUCGUAGCUACCAUCGCAGCCUCCAUGGCAACAAUCUUACGCCGCAGUCCCGGGCUAUUAGCGACAGUCUUGGUCCAUUCAAGAACACUACCAAGCCAGAGCCAGUGGCGCUGACAGGGAGCGCAAGUCCCGAAGUACUUACGCGACCACCGCCAGUCUGCAUGACUGCGCCUUAA